Hibiscus syriacus is the source of this 2291-nucleotide messenger RNA. RefSeq lists its product as uncharacterized. Bases 16 to 2148 code for a protein of 710 amino acids. NCBI's taxonomy places the organism in Eukaryota, Viridiplantae, Streptophyta, Magnoliopsida, Malvales, Malvaceae. The record is from RefSeq and is a predicted model, not a curated record. The transcript has a single exon.
CAGUGAAUCACAACCAUGGACACGCAGCUGCUUCUCGUUUUCUUUAUUCUACAUCUCCUUCUUCUAUGCACGGCGGCGCCGGAGCAUGAAUCUCAGUUCACUAGUGGUAGCAUCGUUUUCGCUACAUAUGGUCGAACAAAUUAUGCCUGGGAUAUCUUUAUGCUCCCAACUUCAGGCCAACCAAAUCCUUUUAAUGAACUUCGGGUUACCGACGGCGAGUCCGUUAACUUCAAUGGCCACUUCCCGUCCGUCUCAUCUUCCUCUAUUCUUUCUCUGUUACACAACCGAAGCCUCAUUCACGUCCCGAAAGCUCCUUCGCCGGCGCUCCAGCUCAUCUAUGUGACGGAACGGAACGGGAUUCCGAAUGUUUACUAUGAUGCGCUUUAUUACGGUGCGCCGCGGACUACUAGAUCGAGAUCGGCGCUUGAAAUUCCCGUUCGAGUUCAGGCCCCUUUGCUGGGUUUAGAAGAGAGCAAGAAUCGGGUUUCGAUGAAAGAUAGGCCGAGUUUGAGUGGACAGAAUUUGAUUUACGUGUCAACUCACGAGGACCCGGGUGAACCCAGGACGAGUUGGGCUGCUGUGUACUCCACUCAUUUAGGGACCGGGUUGACUCGGCGACUCACUCCCUACGGAGUGGCCGAUUUCAGCCCCGCCGUGUCUCCAUCUGGGGUUUGGACGGCUGUUGCUUCGUACGGGGGAGAUGGUUGGGCUGGAGAAGUGGAAGAACUGAGUACUGAUAUUUAUGUUUUCUUAACUCGUGAUGGGAGUCACCGAGUCAAGGUUGUUGAACACGGUGGAUGGCCGUGUUGGGUUGAUGACUCAACUCUGUAUUUCCAUCGGAAAAGUGUAGACCAGUGGAUGAGCGUUUACAAAGCAACUUUCCCUAAAGAUAAACCGAUUUCCACCAACUCAGUGACGAUUCAACGAGUCACACCUCCGGGUCUCCACGCUUUCACCCCAGCUACUUCCCCAGGUAACCACAAGUUCAUAGCAGUAGCUACCAGAAGACGCAAUUCAAAUUUUCGUCACGUAGAGCUGUUUGACACUGUUAAAAACGAGUUUAUUGAGUUAACUCGACAUGUUUCUCCCACAACCCAUCACUUGAACCCGUUUAUAUCACCUGACUCAGCCCGAGUUGGGUACCACAAGUGCAGGGGAGAAAACAAUGGAGGAGAAACUAGAAUAUUAUUGCUUGAAAAUGUUAAAAGCCCAGUGCCAAAUCUCUCUCUUUUCAGAGCCGGCGGUUCAUUCCCCACUUUCUCACCCGCGGGUGACCGAAUAGCCUACGCGGACUUUCCCGGUAUCAAUGUAGCGAACCAGGACGGUUCGAACAUGAGAAAAGUUUUCUCCUGGACCGCAUUUGCAACCGCAUGGGACCCGGUCCGAAAAGGAAUCGUAUACACAAGUGCCGGUCCGUCGUUUGCAAGUGAGAGUACCGAAGUCGAUAUCAUAGCCAUCGAUGUUGAUUCCGUUGACCAACCAAAUUAUAAAAAGUUGACCAUAGACGGUAAAAACAAUGCAUUUCCAUCCCCAUCACCAGAUGGAAAACGAAUUGUGUUUAGAUCGGGUCGAUCGGGUUACAAGAAUUUAUAUAUAAUGGACGCGGUCGAAGGAGAGACGGGUGGGAUCCAAAGAUUAACAAAUGGCCCAUGGACAGAUACAAUGUGUAAUUGGUCUCCGGAUGGUGACUUGAUUGCAUUUGCUUCGGACCGACAUAACCCGGGUUCAGGUAGUUUCGAGAUAUAUCUAAUCCACCCAAACGGCACCGGGGUGAGGAAAUUAAUCAAUAGCAAGUCAUCCGGUCGGACCAACCACCCAUGGUUUAGUCCGGAUGGAAAAUUAAUAGUAUUCACAACGGAUUAUGCGGGGAUAUCAGCUGAGCCAAUCUCGAACCCACAUCAAUUUCAACCAUAUGGUGAGAUAUACGUUAUCAAACCGGACGGUUCGGGCCUGCAGAGGCUGACCCAUAAUUCAUAUGAAGAUGGGACCCCUUCAUGGGCCCCAUUCUACAUAAACCCUGCUGACGUGGAGUCGCCCAGGAGGACCCAGUGUGCUUUUGAGGAUUGCCAUUUUCUGAACAAAAUGCCAGGCCGUGGCACCACCAGGGUGGAACCAUUAGGACUAGCCCAACCCCGGUGUGGUACAUGAUUCAAAAGCACAAUAUUAGGAGUAUAAUAAUGUGGUUUAUAGUAUAGUAAAUGUGUAUGGUGAGAGAAUAAUUUUGAUGCACGAAAUAUUUGUACAUAUAGACUGCACCUACGCCCUGACUAUAUAUUUCAUGUACCUUUUCA